This is a messenger RNA of Xyrauchen texanus (razorback sucker), 2980 nucleotides long. RefSeq names its product phosphodiesterase 11a (gene pde11a). The transcript is spliced from 20 exons. NCBI's taxonomy places the organism in Eukaryota, Metazoa, Chordata, Actinopteri, Cypriniformes, Catostomidae. Gene Ontology annotation, molecular function: 3',5'-cyclic-nucleotide phosphodiesterase activity; protein binding. Gene Ontology annotation, biological process: signal transduction. The coding region runs from base 1 to 2679 and encodes 892 amino acids. The record is from RefSeq and is a predicted model, not a curated record.
AUGGCAGGCUCAGACAUGGUCUUUUCCGAUGUUGAAAGUUUUCUGGACGAGCACCCUGACUUACUAGAGGACUAUUUAAACAGAAAAGGGAAGCAAAGUAUGGUGCAAAAGUGGCUCAAGUCCCACCAAGCGACCAAAACUCCGGCGAGCUCCAUUACGGAACCGGAGAAAGCGCCAAACGCUUGUAGGAAAGACAGCUGGGCGAGUAGAGGUGACGGGCUACAGAGACGAGCGUCGCAGAAAGAGCUGCGGAAAACAUUCGCCAGGUCCAAAGCCAUCAAUGCCAACAGGACGUACGAUGAGCACGUCAACUCCCGUGCCCAGGAGCCGUUGACCAGCAUGAGGAGACGCGCUCUGCUGCGUAAGGCCAGCUCGUUACCCCCCACCACCGCGCACAUCCUCUCCGCUCUGCUGGAGUCCCGGGUCAACAUCCCUCAGUAUCCCUCCACCGCCGUAGACUACAAAUACUACCUGAAAGAACACAGUGAGAGGGAGUUCUUUCUGGAGCUCGUUAAAGACAUCUCCAACGACUUGGAUUUGACCAGUCUCAUCUAUAAAAUCCUUGUGUUUGUGUGCAUCAUGGUGGAUGCGGACCGGUGCUCGCUGUUCCUGGUGGAGGGACCGGCCAACAAGAAGACUUUGGUGUCCAAGUUCUUUGAUGUGCAUGCUGGAACGGCAGUGUUGCCCUCUCUGAGUAACUCGGAUGAGGUGCAGGUUCCCUGGGGAAAGGGAAUCAUUGGAUAUGUGGCUGAACAUGGGGAAACUGUCAACAUUCCCGAUGCAUAUCAGGACCAUCGUUUUAGUGAUGAGAUUGAUAAACUCUCCGGCUAUAAGACCAAGUCUCUGCUGUGCAUGCCUAUCAGAAACAGUGACGGAGAGGUCAUCGGGGUUGCUCAGGCCAUCAACAAGAGCCCCAAUGGAGCACUCUUCACAGAAGAUGAUGAAAAGGUGUUGCAGAUGUACUUGCCCUUCUGUGGUAUCGCCAUCUCAAAUGCCCAACUGUUCGCUGCCUCCCGGAAGGAGUACGACAGGAGCAGGUCUCUUCUGGAAGUUGUGAACGAUCUGUUUGAGGAGCAAACCGAUUUGGAGAAGAUUGUGAGGAAGAUCAUGCAUCGAGCUCAGACCCUGCUGAAGUGUGAACGCUGCUCCGUCCAGCUGCUGGAGGACAUUGAAUCUCCGGUGGUGAAGUUCACCAAGUCCUUUGAGCUUCUGUCACCCAAGUGCAGCGCUGACAUGGAGAACAGCUUCAAGGACAGCUUGGAAAAAUCAUCCUAUUCUGAUUGGCUGAUUAAUAACAGUAUCGCUGAGCUUGUCGCCUCCACUGGACUGCCUGUAAAUAUCAGCGAUGCCUACCAAGACCCACGCUUUGACGCUGAAGCAGAUCAGUUCUCAGGCUUCCACAUUAGAUCAGUCCUGUGCGUCCCCAUCUGGAACAGUAACCACCAAAUCAUAGGUGUGGCUCAAGUAUUGAACAGGUUAGAUGGAAAACCAUUUGAUGAUGCAGAUCAGAGGUUGUUUGAGGCAUUUGUGAUAUUCUGUGGACUGGGAAUCAAUAAUACCAUAAUGUAUGACCAAGUGAAGAAGUCCUGGGCCAAACAGUCUGUCGCUCUCGAUGUGCUGUCAUAUCAUGCUACUUGCUCAAAGACUGAAGUGGAUAAGUUCAAGGCAGCGAACAUUCCUCUGGUGUGUGAACUGGGCAUUGAUAAACUCUCGUUUGAUGAUUUCUCUCUGGAUGUGGACGCCAUGGUCACUGCAGCUCUGCGAAUGUUUAUGGAGCUGGGAAUGGUGCAGAAAUUCAAGAUAGACUAUGAGACUCUGUGUCGCUGGCUGUUGACAGUGAGGAAGAACUAUCGCAUGGUUCUGUAUCAUAACUGGAGACACGCAUUCAACGUCUGCCAGUGCAUGUUUUCAAUGCUGACUACGGCUGGGUUCCAGGAGACACUGACAGAGAUGGAGAUUCUGGCUCUGAUAGUGGGCUGCAUUUGCCAUGAUUUGGACCACAGAGGAACCAACAAUGCUUUCCAAGCCAAGACGGGUUCAGCUCUCUCUCUCCUGUAUGGGACAUCAGCCACACUAGAACACCAUCACUUCAACCAUGCUGUUAUGAUCCUGCAGAGUGAGGGUCACAAUAUCUUCUCUAAUCUGUCCUCACAUGAGUAUGGAGAACUCAUGCAGCUCCUAAAACAAUCCAUACUGGCUACAGAUCUAACACUCUACUUUCAGAACAGAAAUUCCUUUUUUGAGCUGGUGAAGAAAGGUGAAUACAACUGGAAUGUGAAGGAACACAGAGAUAUGUGCAGGUCGAUGUUGAUGACAGCAUGUGAUUUGGGAGCUGUCACUAAACCCUGGGAGAUAUCAUGCAAGGUCGCAGAACUGGUGACGAGUGAGUUUUUUGAGCAGGGAGACAGAGAGCGAUCAGAGCUGAAACUUACUCCCUCGGCAAUUUUUGACCGAAAUCGUAAGGACGAGCUGCCGGGGUUACAACUGGAGUGGAUUGAUGGAAUCUGCGCACCACUGUAUGAGACUUUUGCCAAGUUAAACCCUAAUCUACAGCCGAUGGUUGACCUGAUCAAGGCCAAUCGAGUAAAAUGGGAGGAGCUUCACCACAGGCACCAGCGCAGCCAGGAAAUCACCAGUCCUGGUAGUCCAUGUAAUGGGGACGCCACUGCAACCAGCUAAAGCUGCGCAGGCACUAGCGACAGCAAUCCUUUCCACUUUGUGAGCUAACUGUGGGACAAAUAUGCCAGAUUUUGCCACAUGCUUCUUUCUGACCCGCAGCUCUGCACACGGAAGGAGUUUUUACCUUUGCUGCACGCUUCUGACCGGCAGGCAUUACCUCAACAGCACACUCUUUGGGGCAUUCGCUCUCUCUGCGAGCACUUCAGGCAACUGCGACUGAGUUUGUGUCCAUCUCCACAGUGCAAAGACUGCACGAUUAGCUCGCAAUGACUUGUUUAUGUGGAGAAAUCUUAGGGAUGUG